AUGGACAAAGUGGUCAUCAGUCUCCUGCUUCUGGGAACCGCAGUAACGAUGGUCCAUGCAUGUCCAAAAUACUGUGUCUGCCAGAACCUCUCAGAGUCUCUAGGGACUCUGUGCCCCUCCAAAGGCUUGCUCUUUGUCCCGCCAGACAUUGACCGGCGAACUGUGGAGCUCCGGCUGGGCGGCAACUUCAUCCUCAAGGUCACCACCCUGGACUUUGUCAACAUGACGGGUCUUGUUGAUCUCACCUUGUCCCGUAACACCAUCAGCACCAUCCAGCCUUUCUCUUUCAUCGACCUGGAGACCCUAAGAUCCCUUCACCUUGACAGUAACAGGUUGACUGAGCUGGGACCCGACGACCUCCGAGGACUGGCCAACCUGCAACACCUGAUCAUCAACAACAACCAGCUGAAUCAGAUCGCUGACACAGCCUUUGACGACUCGUUAUCGACAAUGGAAGAUCUGGAUUUGUCAUAUAACAACUUGCGCAAUGUGCCUUGGGAAGCCAUCCGCAAGAUGGUUAACCUCCAUCAGAUAAGUCUGGAUCAUAACCUCAUAUUGUACAUUUCUGAGGGGACUUUUACAGAUCUGGAUAAACUGGCCCGCUUGGACCUCACCUCCAACCGUCUCCAGAAGCUCCCUCCAGACCCCAUCUUUGGGCGCUCACAAAGCAAUGUAGUGAUGAGCACUCCUUAUGCACCUCCGCUCUCUCUAAGCUUUGGAGGAAAUCCAUUGCACUGCAACUGUGAAGUGCUUUGGCUUCGAAGGCUAGAGCGGGACGAUGAUAUGGAAACUUGUGCAUCUCCUAAUAGUCUAAAGGGGCGCUACUUUUGGUCUGUUCGUGAGGAGGAGUUUGUUUGCGAGCCCCCUCUGAUCACGCAACACACACAUAAAUUACUAGUGCUUGAAGGCCAAACGGCUAGCCUGCGCUGCAAAGCAGUCGGGGAUCCGAUGCCAACUGUGCAUUGGGUUGCUCCUGAUGAUCGUUUGAUCAGCAACUCCUCCCGAGCAACAGUAUACGAAAAUGGCACCCUGGACCUUUUAAUCACCACAUCUAAUGAUUACGGGAUUUUUACCUGCAUAGCUGCCAAUGCUGCAGGGGAAUCUACGGCCUCCAUUGAACUGUCAAUCAUUCAACUCCCCCAUCUGAGUAAUGGUACCAACCGUACCACACAGUCCAAGUCAGGGCUUUCAGAUAUAACCAGUUCUACCAAGAUCAGUAAAGGGGAGCCUAAACCUCUACCAGAGAAGGUGGUUUCUGCAUCAGAAGUGACUGCCAUCUCUGCACUGGUCAAGUGGACUGUUAGCAAAUCAACUCCAAAGGUCAAAAUGUAUCAGCUUCAGUACAAUUGUUCUGAGGAUGAAGUCCUUAUUUACAGGAUGAUUCCCAUGACUAACAGAGCCUUCAUAGUCACAAAUCUUGUCCCAGGAAUGCAGUAUGACUUGUGUGUCUUGGCCAUCUGGGAUGACACCGCUACCACCCUAACUGCCACCAACAUAGUCGGCUGUGUCCAGUUCAUAACCACGGAGGACUACCCGCAGUGCCAUUCUCUCCACAGUGGCUUCCUGGGUGGCACCAUGAUUCUAGUCAUCGGUGGCAUCAUCGUGGCCACGCUGCUGGUGUUCAUCAUCAUCCUCAUGGUGCGGUACAAGGUGACAAGUGGCAUCCAGACCGAUAAACUACCUGCUGUGAGCAACACGUACUCGCAGACCAACGGGGGGUUGAACCGGUUCAGCGGUGCCCAGCCGCAGGUCAAAUCCACAGUGGUGGUCAUGCGUGAGGAAAUGGUAGAGUUCAAGUGUGGAUCCCUCCAGAGCAGUCUAUCUUCAUCAUCAUCAUCAUCAUCUUCUAACUCAUUAGACAGCAAAAUAGGAAGGGGGGCUGGCGACCACUACAGCAUGCAGAGCAGUGAAUGCAGCACCUUGCCCAGCAGCAAGUUCAGGAGGCAUGGCACCAAAGCACGGCCAAACCUGGACCACCUUUUAGGAGCCUUCACCUCACUGGAGCUGCGAGGGGUAGCAAGGGACCACCACCGGGCUUCUGGCCCCACUACCUCUUCUAAUGCUAUGAUCACGGUAGCAAUGGUACCCCCGUCUGAUAAACAACCCCUGCUCGGUAGGGCCGAGUCAACCACCAUGCUGGGACGUCUGUUAGGGAUGCCCCAAGAGGGUAAGCCCAGGAGGAGCCACUCGUUUGACAUGGGUCACGUGGGGGCGGCACAGUGUCGCGGCAGCCACCCUCGCAGAAUCAGUAACAUCUGGACUAAGCGCAGUCUGUCUGUUAACGGCAUGCUGCUGCAGUACGAUGACAGUGAGGACGAGAAACCUGCUUUCGAAAGCGCGGAGUGGGUGAUGGAAAGCACAGUUUGAGUGGGUCUUACUAUGAGGUCCAUGGCCAAUAAAUCUAUAUCAGGAGCUAAAGGGACAUGAGUGUUUUGGCAAGGUGUUGCAAAUGGGAAUCUGCAUUUGGGUACUGCAUGAAGUUCAUCCAUGUGAAUACUGUCUAAAUGAUGUGAGAAAAGACACUAAAAUCCAUAGAUUACUGGCCAUUAUCUCAAAUCUCUGAAAGUGUCUAACUGUAUUUCAAUACUGUUCCCAUGUCAAAACAACACUGAUUCCUGGAUUGUGCAGUGGGAAUAAUUUCCCAACCACAAGGCAUAUUAAAGUGUCUCAUAGAGAAAGAGGGGGGAAAACGAUGAUCAAUUAUGAGUGGAUUUACUAAGUCUUUGUCGAAAAACUGAAUGCCAAGAGGAUUUGCCUCGGCUGUGGUGAACUGAAUGUGUGUCACAAUGUCUUGGACCCUCAGCAUGAAAUGGAACUACUGCAACAGAAAAUGGGACUGCUGCGACAGUAGCGAGAAAGACUGGAAGAGCGAAUCGAACAUUAAAACAAAGUCAUUUUUAUUUUCAUCUUGGUUUUUCUACCAUUUUUACUAUUUAUUAUUUGAGGUAAUUCCUCAGCAGGCACAGCUCUUUUAAUGAGAUUAUACACAUACACAGCUAUCCCUUCACAUCACUCAAAAUUACACAUUUCAAUCUGUUACAAAAAGAAACCUUUUUUACAGUAAGGUCUUUAGGCCUUAGAUAUUAGAAACACUGAGGCAAAAUUAGCCAGUAUAACCCAGCCUGGAUUUCUACCUCAGGUUAUGAAUCAUAUGUGGUUAUUUAAAUAUGAAAGCAAAUGGAAAAACAACAAACAAUCCAAAUGCACAAGAGGAUUACAAGCAGCUCAAAACACAAACUUCUUCACUUGUUUGCAAACGCUUCAAAGAAUAGUUUUUUACCCAAUGAAAUUGAGUUUGUUUCCAGCUCAGGUUUAUUUCCAAAAUGUCUUUUUGAGAGCUUUGAAUGGCUAAUAUUGACGACAGUUUCAUCUUUAGGCUCAAAUGACAUUGAUGUAAGCCCAGUAUUAUCCUCAUGAUACUGUCUCAGAUGCUUACAGCACAUAUUAGUAUCACCAGAUGGGAAUAGUCUUUGAAAUCCAUCAAGGCCACACAAUAAUUUGCUUAUCCUCACAGCAGGAUGUAUACGGCUCUAAUUCUCUUUAGUUAACAAUAACAAGGGAGUACGCCACUUAUUCAUUUAGCCAGGUUAAAUGGCGGAAUGAGUCCAAAUUGACUUUUAUUAGUUUGAUGAAGGUCAUUAUGCUGCUCAAGGGAGGAUGUUAAGUGGAGAAAAUGGGAAAAAGAUAACUUUUUAAAAAGGGCCAAACAGCUGGAAACUAGCUUGAAAUAUAUCUCACAAGAUUGCGUGAUACAGAACCACAGUUGGUUUUUGUAUUAUGUGAGUUGAUUCAUCAAAAGAACCAUUCAUCUUUUACCGUCUUUCAUUCAGAGCUGUACAUUGCAGUAUGAUUCUUUGAAUUAGUGGCUAUUGGGAUUACUGCCAAGACAUCCCUAAACAUUUUGAUGCCUUUCUCGAUAUAUUGUGGUUUUCUGCUGCAUUUAAAAAAUGUCGGGUGGUCAUAAUUUUUGUAUUAUUUUCAUCCUCGGUGUACUGUUCUGUAUAUUGAAAUUUUUUUUGUACAAAAACUGGGUGAGAA
Notothenia coriiceps (black rockcod) is the source of this 4038-nucleotide messenger RNA. Its product is annotated as leucine-rich repeat and fibronectin type-III domain-containing protein 2-like. The coding region runs from base 1 to 2367 and encodes 788 amino acids. The record is from RefSeq and is a predicted model, not a curated record. NCBI's taxonomy places the organism in Eukaryota, Metazoa, Chordata, Actinopteri, Perciformes, Nototheniidae. Gene Ontology annotation, molecular function: protein binding. The transcript is spliced from 2 exons. Gene Ontology annotation, cellular component: cell surface; postsynaptic density membrane.